AUGGCUGAAGCACUCAUUUCCGUGCUCAUAGAACAAUUGGCCUCAAUCAUCCAAAAACAAGUACAACAAGAGGUCAGACUAGUUGUGGGUGUUGAGAAAGAAGUGGCAAAACUCACCCGCAAUUUCGAAACUAUUGAAGUUGUGCUCAAGAAUGCAGAGGAGAGGCAGGUGAAGGAGAUGGACGUGAGACAAUGGCUGGAGAGGUUGAAGGAUGUAUCCUACGAGAUGGACGACGUGUUGGACGAGUGGAGUACUGAAAUCCUAAAACAACAAAUUCAGCAACAAGAAAAAGAAGCUGGUAAUGCUGGUAGUACUAAUACUACCAAGAAGGUAUGUUUCUGCAUUCCUGCCCCUUGGUUUUGUUUUGGCCAAGUCAGUCAAGUAACUCUUCGUCGUGACAUUGCUGUGAAGAUAAAAGAACUAAAUGAAAGAUUAGCUCUGAUUGCUAGUGAAAGGCAAAACUAUAACUUGCAAUACACGAAAAGAGAAAUUGAACAAAUUGAGCGAGAAAAAAGUUCUUCUUUCGUUGAUAAGACAUUUGGUCGAGUCGACGAAAAGGACAAAGUAGUAGAAAAGUUGCUGAGUGGCAGUGGUCAAGGAGAGGCGACCUGCCUUGUCAUCCCUAUUAUAGGGAUGGGAGGGAUUGGCAAGACAACUCUUGCCCAACUUGCCUAUAAUGAUGAAAAGGUUCAAGCCCAUUUCAACAAUAGAAUAUGGGUUUGUGUCUCAGAUCCUUUUGAUGAGAUCAAAAUUGCCAAAGCCAUCAUUGAGGGUCUGAAAAAAGAGACCCCAGCUUCAAAUGAGUUGCACACUCUAAAGUCCAUUAUACAUGAGUCCGUUAAGGGCAAGAAGUUCCUUCUUGUCCUAGAUGAUGUGUGGAACCAAGACUAUAGAAAGUGGGAACAAUUAAAGCUACCUUUACAAAACGGGGUUGUGGGUAGUAGAAUAUUGGUGACCACACGAAAAGAGGAAGUUGCGAGGAUGGUGGUGGGAGCAUCCACUGAUAUUGUCAAUUUGGAGGUGUUGAGUGAGGAAAAUUGUUGGGCAUUGUUCUAUCACAUUGCACUGGCUGAUAGAGAAAAAAAUGAGUCUAAAGUGUUAGAAUUUAUUGGUAAAGAAAUUGUCAAAAAGUGCAAGGGCCUGCCCCUUGUUGCAAAGACAUUGGGUGGUCUCAUGCGCUACAAGAAAACGAGGAAAGAAUGGAAAGACGUUUUGAAUAAUAAGAUAUGGGAGUUAGACGGGGUUGAGGAACAAGUGUUCCAACCACUGUUACUAAGUUAUUAUGAUUUGGCCCCGGCAAUCAAACGUUGUCUUUUGUAUUGUGUUAUUUUUCCAAAAGAUUAUAACAUUGUUAAAGAUGAGUUGAUUGAGUUGUGGAUGUCACAAAAUUAUCUUAAUUCAAUUGGAAACAAAGAAAAAGAAGUGGUAGGCGAAAUGUACUUUGAUAACUUAGUAAUGCGCUCUUUCUUUCAAGAAUUUGAGAAAGAUGAACUUGGAAAUAUAACGCAGUGCAAGAUGCAUGAUGUUGUGCAUGACUUUCUACAAUUUCUAACUAAGAAUGAAUGCUUAGUUUUGGAGGUUGAGGGUGGUAAUACUACUAAGAGAAGAAUGGAGUUUAAUGGAGAUAAUAAGUUUCGUCAUUUGACAUUAAUGUUUGCACCCGAAGGUCCACUAAUUCUGAGUUCCUUGUGCAACUGCAAGAAUUUACGGACUCUUGCAACUUUUGAUUCAAAGAUUACUAGUUUUGGUCUAGAGUUAAUUUCACAAGUAAAAUGCCUUAGAACGUUGAAUCUGAGUCGUAACUCCUUGAAUCUGAGUCGUAACUCCCUGAAAGAAGUUCCAAAUGAGGUUGGAGAAUUGGUACAUUUGAGGUAUCUUGAUUUGUCCUGGAAUUAUGGUUUGAUGAAAUUGCCAGACACUGUGUGUAAUUUAAUCAAUUUGCAAACCUUGAGACUCAUUGGGUGCAGUGAUCUUGAAAGAUUACUUGAAGGCAUGGAAAAGCUGAUUAACUUGCAGCAUCUUCAUGUUAUGAAUUGUGUUUAUCUAAAGUUGCCUAAGGAGAUUGCAAGGUUAACAAGUCUACGAACGCUAGAUGUAGUUCACAUCCAUGGCGAUGAUGACGUUGAUAACAACAAAGAAGCAUUAUUCGAGUUAAGUGAUUUGAGAAACAUGGACCAGCUUCGUGGGAGUUUCCGAAUAGAAUUUCUGGAGGAUCUCAAGGACGUGAGGCAGGCCGAGAAAGCGCAUUUGGUGAACAAAAAUUGCCUUGUCAGUCUGGAAUUCGCGUUCCCCUUUCCUAGAACAACGCAUCACAUCGAGGAAGGAAUAGUGAAUGCCUUACAACCACAUCCAAAUCUAGAAUCCUUAUCUAUUGAAUUAUACAGUGGCACCACACUCCGGCCCCAUUGGAUGACGUCGUUAAACAAAUUGAGAAGCCUUUACCUCAGAGAUUGCAUGUUUGUUGAGUUUGUGCCUCCUUUGGGGAGAUUGGAGUCCCUUGAAGUACUAGAGAUAUUCCAUUGGCAGAGCUUGAAAAAGGUAGGAGUUGAGUUUUUGGGAAUAGAUGGAACAAUAGAAACACAAACAUCAUCGUCGUCAUCACUUAUUUUAUUCCCAAGUUUGAAAAGACUUGAAUUCGGGUUUAUGGACAUGUGGGAAGAGUGGGAAGGAAUGACAGGGUGGAGUGAAGAAGAGGAUUCUCAGAAGACAAUUACAAUAAUGCCCUACCUUUCUUCCUUAGAAAUUACUUAUUGCGAAGAGCUUAAAACACUGCCAAACUUCUUACAAAAUACACCACUGAAGGAGUUGGUCAUCAACGACUCUCCAACACUUGCACAAGGUUGCCGAAAAGGCAGAGGAGAGUGGCCCAAAAUUUCUCACAUCCCAAACAUCAAAGUUGGUUUCAAAUUUGUACAAAAAGACGGAGUUUACCAAAUUGAUGAUGAUGAGACGCCAAGUGCCGCUUCCACCUUUUCUUCUGGUAUUAAAAAAUUUCUCAAAAAUUGUCUCGGGCUAGGCCUGGCCCUACCUAGCCAGGCCUAGAUCCGUGCCAACAACCCCCAUUUCCGAAUUCCAGCUGAAGGUAUUUUCUGGCAUGCAAAGAGGGAAGUCUCAUUUGAAUUCACACUUUGAAGAUAAUCGUGUUGGAAGCGCGUACGUUGUAUAGUAGGGAAAAUCAUUAUAAUA
Molecule: messenger RNA, 3186 nt
Organism: Prunus avium (sweet cherry)
Lineage: Eukaryota; Viridiplantae; Streptophyta; Magnoliopsida; Rosales; Rosaceae
Product: putative disease resistance protein RGA1
Molecular function (GO): ADP binding
Source: RefSeq, a predicted model, not a curated record